AGCGUGCGUCGUCAGCUUAAAGCCGCCCAGUUAACUGAGAAGUUGAUGACCACUUCGAAUACGCCUCUUCCUUGCCCUCCCGUCUAGUGACCAUGUCCGUAAACUCAAAAGUUGUCCUCGUCACGGGUUGUACCACAGGCGGCAUUGGCUAUCACAUUGCGGACGAAUUUGGCAAGAAUGGUUGCAUAGUAUAUGCAACUUCGCGAAGAGUCGAGACCAUGGACUUCACGAACCCUCAGGUUCGGACUUUAGCCAUGGAUGUCACAUCUGAUGAAUCCGUGCAGUCCACGAUUGAGGAGAUCGUCAAGAGGGAAGGGAAGAUUGAUAUUGUCGUCAAUAAUGCUGGUAUCUGGGUAGUUGCACCUCUAGUCGACCACACAGUCGAACAAGCAAAGACGAUAUUUGAUACCAACGUCUUAUCUUUCCUCCGCACGACGAAGGCUGUCUUGCCACACAUGGCUGCACGAAAGAAAGGUCUCAUAAUCAAUAUUGGGUCACUGGAUGGACAGAUUGCAACACCGUUCAGCGGCUUCUACGAUGCAUCCAAAGCAGCGCUCCAUUCUUUAACAGACGUCCUUGCUAUGGAGGCUCGCCCUCUGGGUGUGGAUGUCAUGCUUAUUGCCCCAGGGACUGUUUCAAGCAACAUCAUCGACAAUACGGCAAAUAACUCCCGCCUUCCGGCCAACUCGCUGUACAAGCCCUACGAGCAGAAGGUUUUGGAUCGUUUGUACUUCGCUACGACAAUGCCGGGAACUUGGACCUCCGAAAGAUUUGCUGUGGAGACAGUAAAGCGAGCUUUGAAACCCAAACCUCCGAGUUACUGGUCCGCUGGAGGGGCUUCGUGGAAGAUGUAUUUGCUGAGGUGGCUUCCUCGGUGGCUUGUAUUGUCCAUUCUGUGGAAAUCGCUCGGUGCGAAUUAGAUUCGCUACAUUAUGUAUAUAUUUAGAUGAUAAUCUUGCAUUUUUGUUGCCUGGAGGGUGUC
Messenger RNA from Somion occarium, 982 nucleotides. NCBI's taxonomy places the organism in Eukaryota, Fungi, Basidiomycota, Agaricomycetes, Polyporales, Cerrenaceae. The record is from the annotation of a GenBank genome assembly.